This is a messenger RNA of Prosopis cineraria, 1596 nucleotides long. RefSeq names its product TPR repeat-containing thioredoxin TDX. Gene Ontology annotation, molecular function: Hsp70 protein binding; protein dimerization activity. NCBI's taxonomy places the organism in Eukaryota, Viridiplantae, Streptophyta, Magnoliopsida, Fabales, Fabaceae. The transcript is spliced from 10 exons. The record is from RefSeq and is a predicted model, not a curated record. Bases 181 to 1320 code for a protein of 379 amino acids.
AGAAAAGACAUCACUCUGCAAUUAUUCGUUGAGGUCGAUCGGGUGCCAUGCUGCUUAGCUCUACCGCAUUCCGGAUACAUACCCUGAAUUCUACCUGCUUCAUGUGCUUUCGGUGUGCGAAGCAGUAAAGCAGUGGUGGUCCGAUCUUGGAUAGAGACAGAAAAUGUCAAUCGAAUAUCGAUGGAUGAUGCGAAAGUCGCAGAGCUAAAGAAAUUUAUCGAUGGAUGCAAGUCAAAUCCUUCACUUCUUCACAAUCCAUCUCUUUCAUUCUUCAAGUCUUAUCUUCUCAGCUUAGGUGCUCGGCUACCUCCAGAACCAAAAACGGAGAAAGUUGAAGACAUGUCAGAGCACUCUGAUGCUAAAAGAGCUGAUUUAUCUAGAGAAGAUGAAGAUGAAAUUGUAGAAUCUGAUAUCGAAUUGGACGAUACUGGUGUUAUUGAACCUGAUAAUGACCCUCCUCAGAAGAUGGGAGAUUCUUCUGCUGAGGUAACAGAAGAUCAGCGGGAUGCUGCACAAGUUGCAAAGUCCAAGGCCAUCGAUUCUAUUUCAGAAGGCAUGUUGGAUGAUGCAGUGGAUCAACUAACAGAAGCCAUUGUCUUGAAUCCCCAUUCAGCAAUACUUUAUGCUACUAGAGCUAGUGUCUUUAUCAAGAUGAAGAAACCAAAUGCUGCAAUUCGUGAUGCUGAUACUGCUUUGCAGAUUAAUCCUGACUCAGCUAAAGGAUACAAAAUACGGGGAAUGGCAAGGGCCAUGUUGGGAUUAUGGGAGGAAGCAGCUAGUGAUCUUCAUGUGGCUUCAAAGUUAGAUUACGAUGAAGAAAUUGGAAUGCAACUUAAAAAAGUUGAACCUAAUGCCCGCAAAAUUGAGGAGCAUAGGAGAAAAUAUGAACGCUUGCACAAGCAAAGGGAUCAGAAGAGAGCUGAGCUGAAGAAGAAACAACAAGCAGAAGCUCAAGUUCAAGAAUCAGUAUCUGCUUUAAAAGAUGGACAAGUCAUUGGUAUUCAUUCUGUUGGUGAACUGGACAAGUUGUUGAAUGCUGCUUCAAAGACAUCUCGCUUGACAGUCCUGUAUUUUACUGCAACAUGGUGUGGUCCCUGUCGUUUCAUUGGGCCUCAUUUUACAAGCUUGGCUGAUAAGUACCCAAAAGUUGUAUUUUUGAAGGUUGACAUAGAUGAGGCAACAGAUGCGGCUGCACGCUGGAAUAUUAGCAGUGUUCCUGCCUUUUUCUUUAUUAAGAAUAGUAAAGAGGUUGACAGUUUGGUGGGGGCAGACAAAAGUUCACUUGAAAGGAAGGUAGCGCAACAUGCAGGCUCUUCUUAAGUGAACACGUUAUCAGAACACAGUUUUUUUUUUUCCUCUUGCUCUUUUCUCUGUUUAUAUGUCUAUUUUGUCAUAAAUAGUCUUAGAAAACGUGGCUUGUGUUUUGUGUCUGCUGGCAUGUCUGUUUGCUUGUCCAAAAGGUUCGCGUUCACUUGGAACAAAUUCAUACUUUCCUGCCUGUUUUGUAAGAUAUUUGAUGACUUAAAUGGGGAUAGAAAAAUUCAACGUGAGAAUUGUAUCUGGAGACAAACUUGUAUCAUAUCUUUUUCACUAGAA